This is a messenger RNA of Rhagoletis pomonella (apple maggot), 341 nucleotides long. RefSeq lists its product as uncharacterized. The record is from RefSeq and is a predicted model, not a curated record. NCBI's taxonomy places the organism in Eukaryota, Metazoa, Arthropoda, Insecta, Diptera, Tephritidae.
GGGGGUCAAGGUUCUUGGUGCUGUUAUCACACGUGAUGCAGUGCUCUGGAUCAGGGGCUGUCGAUGGCUCAAGACCGACCAUACGUGGCGAAGAGUCACACCCUGCGAGAGGUGCCCCUGCUUUUUACUGAAUAUGGCGGAUCUAGAGAGAACAACUCGAUAAAAUCCGUAAGUCCAGGUGUUAAUCGGACCGUGCCUGCGGACUGAAUGGCACUACGUUAGUGUGUCUUUUUACGGUGUACUCCAGUCACGUGGCGCCGUCUGGUUUUAUUUAGUCUUUCCGGGGUACCGGGGCUCUGCCUCGGAUGACCUCUCUCUUCCCCCUUACUCGUGGGAUUCUA